Messenger RNA from Spinacia oleracea (spinach), 1629 nucleotides. Its product is annotated as probable LRR receptor-like serine/threonine-protein kinase At3g47570. Gene Ontology annotation, molecular function: ATP binding; protein binding; protein kinase activity. The transcript is spliced from 5 exons. The coding region runs from base 1 to 1629 and encodes 542 amino acids. The record is from RefSeq and is a predicted model, not a curated record. Gene Ontology annotation, biological process: protein phosphorylation. Lineage: Eukaryota; Viridiplantae; Streptophyta; Magnoliopsida; Caryophyllales; Amaranthaceae.
AUGGAGGUUGACUUGAGCAUUUCUAACUCUGAAGUAGAUUUGAUAUUUGAUGAAACAAUUGCACCUAUGGGAGAGUGCCUUGUGAAGAUCCCAUCAAAGUGGGAAGACAAGUAUAAUGCUGAGGCUUUAACCCCUGUUUCAGCAUGCUGUAUGUAUUUUAAUUCUGAUUUUUUCUACGUUUUCUGCGAUUUUUCUUUAUCUGGUAAAGUUUUCUUCUUUGAGGUGCCAACUGCCGUAAGUUCAAAGGAGAAUGUGCAGACUUUUGUUCUUCAUCCGCAGUAUAAGCAAAUUUCCUCCAUGGCUGGUUAUCACCAGGAGACUGAUCAUUCAGCAUUACUUGAAAUUAAAGCCAAAAUAACUGAUGACCCUCUAGAUGUGAUGAGCUCGUGGAACGACACUCUCCACUUUUGUGAGUGGCACGGUGUUACUUGUGGUCACCGGCACCAGAGGGUGAUAGCCGUGGACCUCCAAUCCUCGAUGCUUACUGGUUCUCUUUCCUUACAUGUAGGAAAAUUAAGGUUUUUGAAGCAGCUUCUGCUCCAAAAUAACAGUUUUUUAGGCCCAAUCCCUUCUGAAAGCGGUUAUUUGCACAGAUUGCAGUAUCUGUUUCUCUCUGAUAAUUCAUUUCAAGGGGAAAUCCCUUCAAGUAUAACUGGUUGCUCCAGUCUUGUUGUGUUGGAUGUCGUGAGUAACAGGUUGGAGGGACAGAUACCACCCGGGAUUGGUUCACUAUCCAAGCUUCAAAUUCUUCAAUUGUCAGUAAACAAUCUCACAGGAACUGUUCCUCCAUCUCUAGGUAACUUAUUGUCCCUACUUAAACUCUCCAUUGGUAGAACUAAAUUGGUUGGGGAACUCCCAAAGAGCCUAGGUAAACUGAAAAACCUCACCUUUCUUUCAUUCUUCUCAAAUAACUUAUCUGGUAUUGUUCCACCCUCUAUCUUUAAUCUCACAUUCUUGACUACUCUAGAUUUGGGAGAGAAUCACUUAGAAGGGAGUCUUCUUUCAGACUUGGGCAAUAUGCUUCCGAUCUCAGUUCUGCUACUGGUGUUUGUAUCAGUAUAUGCCUUUUGCUGCAGAAAGAGAAGCAAGGAACUCAUAACUUCAGGUGAUUCAGAAAUUUCUCUGACAAAUUUGUCUUACAAAUGCCUUUUAAAAGCCACAAAUGGGUUUUCCUCUGAAAAUCUUUUAGGCAGUGGCACCUUUGGGAUCGUAUACCACGGAACCCUGGACGAUGAUGGUAAAGUUGUUGCCAUAAAGGUGUUUAAGCUAGAGCACCAUGGUGCUACCAAGAGUUUCAUUGCUGAAUGUGAGGUGCUCCGGAACAUUAGGCACCGGAAUCUUGUCCAGGUUAUAACAGCUUGCUCAAGUCUUGAUUAUCAAGGCAAUGAUUUUAAGGCUCUAGUCUAUGAGUAUAUGGUAAAUGGGAGAUUGGAAGAUUGGUUACAUCCAGAAAUCAAUACAUUUAACGGCACAAAUUAUGCUCCAAGGAACUUAAAUCUUCGGCAAAGACUUGAUAUUGCUUUAGCCUUGGAGUAUCUUCAUCACAAUUGUGGUGCGCCCGUAGUUCAUUGCGACCUGAAGCCAAGCAAUGUUCUCCUUGAUGAUGAAAUGGUUGCGCAGAUUGCUUAG